This is a messenger RNA of Clupea harengus (Atlantic herring), 1689 nucleotides long. RefSeq names its product diablo, IAP-binding mitochondrial protein a (gene diabloa). NCBI's taxonomy places the organism in Eukaryota, Metazoa, Chordata, Actinopteri, Clupeiformes, Clupeidae. Gene Ontology annotation, biological process: intrinsic apoptotic signaling pathway in response to oxidative stress; neuron apoptotic process. The record is from RefSeq and is a predicted model, not a curated record. Gene Ontology annotation, cellular component: mitochondrion.
CAGGUCACUGCGAAAAGGGUACGAAUAGUCAUACAUUAAGGAAUACCUAGGUGGUGAUAUAUUAUUAUUGCAAACGUUACAUUUAAGAAAGCACUGUAAAUUAUACUUUAAAAUCUCUCCUGAGCAAAAUAGAGGUAAUUUCUAUAUUAUAUUUAACGAGCGAAAUUCAUACUUACCAUCAUCAAACAGAAUGCAGGCUGCACGGCAAUGCUGCUCUUUUUUCCCCGGCGGACUCGUUCAAAGCCGGACCAACUUCCUUCUGAACUCCAGUAAGAUGGCUUCCUUGCGGAGAGGACUGUCCUACAUCAACUUUAUCAAAAGUACUGCAUGUGCCAUGGGCAACAACAAAUUGAUUCGUCGACAGUUUCUCCGUCUUCCCGAGAUCGUGCGAAAAAACAUUGUGCCCUUCAGCGUGGGCAGCGGAUUGUGUUCUGUUCCCUUCACACAGCAAGCUGAACAACUCUCUCAUGACGCCCUGAUCCGAAGAGCAUCCAACCUGGUCACAGACAGCGCAAACACCUACCUCUCUCAGGCCACUCUGGCCCUGGUGGACUCUCUAACACAGUACGCCAAAGCGCUGCACACCCUCGUUGCCCUGCAGAGGCGGUACUUGGCCUCCAUCGGUAAGCUGACCCCUGCAGAGGAGGACAGCAUUUGGCAGGUGAUCAUUGGCCAGCGUGGGGAGGUGGGUGACCGACUGGAUGCAUGCAAUCGAUUUGAGUCCAACUGGAUGAACGCCAUGAACAUCUGUGAACUGGCAGCAGAGGCAGCAUAUAGCUCAGGAGCAGAACAUGCGUCGCUCACAGCUAAGAACCACAUCCAGAUGGCCCAGGCCCAGGUGGAGGAGGUGAGGCAGCUCACCCAGGAGGCCGAGAGGAAGCUGGCCCAGAUCAAGGCCGAGGAGAUCCAGAGGAUGGCCGAGUACGCCUCUACCCUCGACAUCAACAUGGAGGACAUCCCUGAGGCCUACCUGAGGGAGGACUAAUCCUGUUCAGUCACAGCACCUCAGGACUUCACAGGACACAUUUUUUACCAUUUACACAGCAUUUAAGUAUUAAAUAGUGUCACAGUGCACAUAUUGGUUGCCUACAUGCUGUUAAGUGCCAUAGGUAAGGCAAUGCCAAUCAGUCAUAUACAUGGCUACAAAGAAAUAUAGACUGUCCUGUAACUUGCUUUCCAUUUUCAGUAGUUUAAGGUGAGCUUUUCAGGUGCUUUGAGAAUCUGAAUUAAUGUUGAUUCAUUCUGCUGAUGUGCUCUCUAAAACUAUUAUGCCUUAACGAUUUUUGUUUCUAUGCAUCUGUGAACAACAAAAGUUGAAAUAUGUAUCCAAUUUUACAUCAAUUGGAGAUAUCAAAAAAGUGAAAUAGAUGAGAUCUAAGUUAUGAUGAUAUUUAAUCCACCAAAAUGGUGAUGCCUUUAUUUACCUAUUUAACAUAGUUCUUAAGUUUGGUUUGAUUUUGGGUAUUGAAACUGAGUAAUCAGCCAGAUUUACUUUUAUCCAAGUACCUACUUAGCAGAAAUGACUGAUUUAAGUUGUUAGAGUUUAGUUGUGUUUAAGGAUGUUUUUGUUGUCCAUGUGUCAUGUUGCUCCCAUUGUUUAAUUUUUUUUUGUCAUCAUUUUGAAAACUUGGGAUGUACUAAAUCUUGUUUAUAAGAUAAUAUUUAAUAAAGAGACUAUUUUUAUACGUA